Molecule: messenger RNA, 5246 nt
Organism: Anolis carolinensis (green anole)
Lineage: Eukaryota; Metazoa; Chordata; Lepidosauria; Squamata; Anolidae
Exons: 5
Coding region: 439-954 (171 amino acids)
Molecular function (GO): zinc ion binding
Source: RefSeq, a predicted model, not a curated record
AGACUUCUUGUGGGCAGAGCAAACUAAAGGAAAGUGUACUUUCAGUUCCUGUUUCCAAGUGAGAUCCCCAUCAAUCCCAGCCCUGCUCUGUUGGUCAGGGCUGCUUACCCUUCCUACAUAAACAUAAACAUUGCUCUCAAAUGUAUUGUUAUGUUGAAGGGAACAGCUUGUUGACAUGGUGCAUUUCUAAAGUUUGGAAGCAGGGGUGUGAAAGAGAAAGAGAAAUGACAUUUAGCUGCUGCUCCGUGGUGCCGACGCUGUGAAGUGCUUUUCAUCCACCAGUUCUGGACAUACGCCAAGUGGUUUGCUACACUAGGAGCUGGAAGAAAACACAACAGAGGGGAAAAAAGGACAGCUGAUGAAUUUCCAGGACUGUACACACGGGGGCAAGACCGUGAGCCUAAAAAUACAUUUCUCAGGUGCAGAAGAAACUUGGCAAUGGACAGUAGUUACGGACCUUUAAAAAUCUACCCUGACUCAGCCCCUCUUAUCCAUGCAGAGUCAAAAGAAUGUUUUAUCUGUCGGGAAGGAGAUGAGAUGGGCCGUGACGCUCUGCUGCACUUCUGUGACUGCAAAAACUUGAUUGCUCACCAGAAAUGUCUUUUAACUUGGAUACAAAAGGGUUUCCACAAUGAAAAUGUUCCAAGAUGCAAAGUGUGUACGGCAGAGUAUGAACUUGAGAAGAAAUCACCAUGGAGGAUUCUAAUGUUACGAUGGCACAAAUGGAUUGUCUUUUGCACUAUUGUGAUGCUCAUGACUGGCAUUCCACUUCUGGUCUACCAAAUGAUCAUUGCUUUUAAGGAUCCUCCUCCCAGUCUUGUGUUCCAAAUAGCAGCCAUCACUUUUGGAGCCCUCACAGAGAUACUUCUCACAAAAUGCCUGAUAAACUACUGCAGCAGCAAUCUUGAGAAAGCCAGGAUGUCUUCAUUUUCCAUCAGAGCAAGAACUGUAUAGCAUUGAGAUCAGAGCAUCUGCGAUCAUGUGCCCGGCCAUUCGGAAUCUGGGAACAGCUGCGACGAAUGGAGCUGAGAAGGAGAAACAGGAGGCAGGCAAAGCCCAACCCCGAAGCCCUCUUUCUGAGAGGAGCGGAAUGAGGCCCGGACAGAGGAACCCCGAUCAGCCGGAGAAACUAAACAGAUUGACUCUCAGUGACUCAUUUAGCUUCGGGAUUGGACAGAUCUCUCCCCUGCUGGCAAUUUGGCUGAGCAUAAGUGGGCGAGAUACCAGGAUGAAUAGCUUAAAAUAAUUAACGGGGUUGGGGGGGGGGGGGGAGAAUUGAAAUCUGUAAAACUGCUAGCUGUCCAAUUCUUUCCCAUGGAAUGAAAGACACAAAACAAAUUACAUUUAGGUUAUUAAAUAUUAAGUCAUUGGAUUUAUCUCCAUUUGGCCCAAAGCAGGAAACUGGAAAACAUUCAACACUGAUAUUGUUGUGUUGAUGGGCUGUUUACUGUUGAGUGACUGACUGGAUUUUGGCAGGUCAAAGGGGUCUUUGACACAUGAAUGAAAAAGAGGUACUUGAAUUCUCCCCUGCAAAGGAGAGAAAGAGAGAGGGGGGAGGGAAUAAUUAAUUCAGCAAACAAUUUUGGCAUGAAUAUGAAUGUGUACAAAACCAAAAUCGCUUGAAGCCAAGAAGGUUUUUGCUCAAUGACUGGGACUUUCAACCUUGUAUUGACAUUUGGGGCCCAGCUUUGCUUCCAAUGAACAAGGUGGAAAUUCUGUCACUCUUUCCAGGAGAAACAGGCUGAGAUCCCGGAAGCAAAAUAGACAGUACUUUGUAUUUAGUGCGCAAAACCAGAAGCAACAGGCUCGUUUAGUAUCAGUAAAGGUCAGUUAAAAUUAUAGAGACAUCCUUUGGAGCAAAUCCUCUGCCUUGUAUUUGCAUAUUUAUGAACUAGAGAUUAUGACAGCCCAUUCCAUUUAUUAGAGCAGCGAUGCUAUAGUUAAUAGUCUGUCAGCAUUUCCAUUAUAAACCCCCUUUUUCAGGGUUUUAAUAUCCCGGCUGCUUGAAAUCACGUCAAGCUAGCAAGUCACUUUUGUUAGGCCAGGUGCAAUUAUUUUUUUCUGUUUGUUUUUGUUUAAUUUAAAAUUCAAAUAGAUUCAAAGUAGCUCAGUCUUUUCUGACUUGGAAGAUGAAGACAAAGCUGCAAGAUGACUGGAAGAUUCUUUCCUUCUAGAUCCUUCUAUAUUCUGUGGUGUGUCUUUACCAGAACUUUUGAAACAAUUACUUUUGCGGACUACAACGCCCCAGAAUCUGCCAGUCAGGUCAUACUUGCUGGGGGAAUUCUACUCAAUAAAGUAACUUUUGCAAUCUCUGACCUGGAAGGAACAGUAGAAUUAUAAAAUGAUAUACCAACUCUUUCUUAAAUUGCAUCAAAUUAGAACCGGUCAGGUUUUCCAUCACUCUUUACAGCUAACAGUCCUUGCGCUGUUUAGUUUGAUCCAUUUUUUAUAGGACAGUUAUUUCAAUAUAAUAUUAUUUGAAGUCUAUGGUGGACCAUCAGGGGUCCACAAACUAAGGCCAACAGGUUGGACACAGCCCUCCAAGGUCAUUUACCUGCCCUCUGCCCUAAACUUUAGACUAAGGUUGCCCUAAGCCUGAAAUGCCUUGAAGGCAUGCAACAACAGCAGUCCUAAUUAACUUGACUAUCUCAUUAGCCAGAAAUAAGCCCAAACUUUCAAUUGAAAUACUGAUACAUUUAUGUUGGUUAAAUUUUUCUCCUUUCAAAGUAUUAUAUUGUUCUUUCAUAGGUUUAUUUAACUACAAAUAAGAUGCAUGUAGUGUGCAUAGGCAUUCAUGGUUUUUUUUCUUCUUCAAACUAGACAAACCCCCCAACAGUCUGAGGGACCGUGAACCAGCCCUCUGUUUAAAAGGUUUGAGGACCCCUGGUCUACAUUAUCUAUAGCUCAAACCACUGAUCAAUAAAUCUGAAGAACUUGAAUUCAAACCCAUUGAUUUUAAUGACAGAAACAGUAUGAUCUUGUGAGCUUAGCAGGGUUUAUUACUAAGCAAACAGAUAAAGCAUUGGAGGUUAAUCCAACUGUGUUUGUUGGAUUUAUUGUUUUGAGGAUCAGUUUUUUUAAAAGGGGAAACUAUCCUGUUCUGAGAAAAUAACCCUUGGUUCCUAUUCUGAUGCCACAUUCACAGAAUUUUAGGGGAUUCCAGACCAGAAUUUCAAAGAUUGCUUUUUGGGCACUAUAACUCUCAGUGGGCAUGUUGGUUUGGGGUUUUUUCUACCAUUUCUUCCACCUUUAAUAAGGAAGAAAACUCUUAAGGAGAGAAAGCUAGACCAGGUGCCAAGGGCCUUCCACAUUCCGUUGUUGCUGUGUCCCUUCAAGUCAUUUCCGAUGCAUGAACCCCUAUCACAGGGCUUUCAUAGCAAGAAUUGUUCAGAAGGUUUUCCUUCUUCUAACACUAAAAUAGUAUGACAGUGGGUUUCCUUAGCCAAGCAAGGAUUUGAACCCUGGUCUCCAGAAUCAUAGUCCAAUGCUAUUUAUUUUUUAAAGAAUAGGAGCCCUGCCUGUGAAUUUUAACUUGGGAAUUAUCUACUGAUGAAUUUGUAGUUUGUGUUAUGGACACAGUCUUCACAAAAUGUCUUCCCAGUCAUAAUCUUGAUUUGGUGUUCUUAAAUACAGUAGAAGUCUUUUCUCCUUAUUUUCAAAGGGCCUGUAACUUUUGAUGGAUUGAGUAUAUUGCUUGUUGCAUACCUUCAAGAUAUUUUCAAUUUAUGGCAAGCCUAAGGCAAACCUAUUACAGAAUAUUGUUAGCAAGAUUUGUUCAGGGAAGUGGGGAGUGGCCUUCUCCUUCUCUGACAGACUUGCCCAAGGUCAUCCAGUGAAUUUCCAUGUCCAAGUGGGGAUUUGAACCUGGGUUUCCAAAGUCAUUGUCCAAAAUGCAAGCUUACAGCACAUUCGUUCAACUUCUCAGAAAUAUUUUCUGAACAUAAGACCUGCCAGCCAUAUUCAUGUCUUGCACACACGCACACACAUACACAUUUUCAAAGUGCAAUAAUAAGCAAAAUCUAAAGAUUUGACUCAGGAUUAUAUGUCUAACUCAUGGGUGGAAAUUGUUCAGCUCUCCAGAGGUUGUUGAACUUCAUUCCCAGCAGUACUGGACAUUAUAGCCAAUGUAAAGGAUACUACUGUUCAUCAACAUCUGGAGAGCCCAAUUGCUGAUCUAUCUCCAUCAUCCCCAUCCACUGUGUUCUUUUGGCAACCCAAUGUCUUGACACUGAGCAACUGGUUAUAAAUAUUUUCAUGUGGGUUCACCCAAAUGUUACAUCUGGAUGAUCAUCAUAAGGCACAAUGAUGCUAUACUUGAUGCUCUCUCCCUAUAGAGACGCUACAUAUUUCUUUCCCUUAAGUCCAAUUUUUCUUUUUAAUGUUGAUAUAUAGACACAUCUCAUGACAAAAAUGCCACUGAACUGGCAUCAUCUUACAUUUGAACAGGUUUGGAAUUCAAAGUUUUGUCUGAGACUUUUGAACCAACUUUUCUCCACUCAAUUCUUGGAAGCCGAAGUCUGCAAAUGACAUCUUUGAACAUUUGCAAAGAUCUAUGUUUACCAUGGGGAUAUAUAUUCAGUAUUCUUUUCCAGAUCAGUUUUAAUCAUCGUGGAGGAAGCAAGUGAGUUGUGUAUACAUAAAGCAGGAAGAAAGAUGAUGCCAGAAAUAUGUUCAAAUGUAUGUAAGGUGUGCAGUAAUGUUUUACUCAAAAUAUAUGAAACCUGAAGGCCAACUUGGCAGCAACGUUCUCUGCAUACACAAUUUGCUAUACAUUGUGUUUAUUUUGCAGGGAGGGUGGGGUGGUGGAAGAAUGAGCGUGCCAGACAAAAUGUUAAUGUGUGCCUGAAGACUAAUUAUUAUGUAAUUAACCACAAUAGGAUGUGUGCAAUUGAGUAAUAAUAGUCUGGGUGUGUCAGGCAGGUAAUGUCACUGCCAGCACUCAUUUAGGUAUGAAUUAAAAUUAUGCAAUGAUUUACACCCUGAGCAAUUGUUGGUGUUAUCAUCAACAGUUUAAAUACUAAUUACUUUAACAAAUAUUUCUUAAAUUGUCUGGGAUUUUUUGAUGAUACCUUCUUACCAAAGGAAGUAAAGUAGUUGCUGUCCUUGAAAUAUUCUCUCUCUGAUAACAAUAUGUCUUCUAGUGCUUCGUCAUUGAAACACACAGGCACAUGGACAGAUCUCUCCAGAAAGGGUGAAAACAUGGCCACACCUUUACUGUUAUUUUUCAAUAAAGGUCUCAGAAUAAA